Molecule: messenger RNA, 717 nt
Organism: Colletotrichum siamense
Lineage: Eukaryota; Fungi; Ascomycota; Sordariomycetes; Glomerellales; Glomerellaceae
Exons: 2
Coding region: 1-717 (238 amino acids)
Source: RefSeq, a predicted model, not a curated record
AUGGGCUGGCUGCUCAGUUGUCGUCAAGCUUACGCCGAGGGCCUGGAUGUGCUGUUUGGAACCAACACGUUCCGCAUCCAAGACAUGGUGAUCCUCCGCCAUGCACAGCAGCUCUUCCUACCGCACCGUUGGGCCGCCAUUCCGCGGUUUGAAAUACAGUGUUUCUUCUCCCCUUACGGUUGGAUGUUGCCUGCCGACAACACGCCCUCUGUUAAUCCAUUGCCUCUCUACUGCCAGAAGGAGCCCUUCUACGACCUGAUGGGCCACCUGCCAGACGCAUUCCGUAACCUGCAGACCCUCCACCUUUCCUUGACAAGCACGACGGCGAGGGCGUUUUCUCCUUGGAAAAUCGCCCAUACUCAUUUGGAAGAGCUCAUGAAGCCUGUCAAAAGUAUGCUGCGGCAACUGCCUCCGACAGUUCGUGAGUGCACCGUCGCCGUCCCUAGCUCCCUUUUUUGGCAGAGCCGCGACAAGGCGAAAGAGGAUGGCCGUACGGUCGAGCACUUCUACAAGAAGCAAAAAGAGCGGCAUUGGUGUGAGUUAUCUGGUCCAAACAAAGGGAUAAACGGAUACUGGCUCCAGCUUGGAAAGACGGACUUGUCGGCCGAAACCAUCCUACCUAAUUACUGCUUUGGAAGUGGCGCAGGUCGAAAUUGGAGAGACGACAUGAACGUUAAGGACGAAGAUCUCAUUAUCUACGGGCUACACUGGCUAUAA